AUGCGCUGCUCUACCGACGUCACCACCGCCAGCCUUCAACCGUUCGAGGGGAGCGUCAGGCAUCGGUCAGUGAAGCUCCGCCGCCCGAGUCUUUCCCUUGUGAGAGGGCAUCAAUGGGCGGGUUCGGCCGCUGAACUCGUUUAGUGUGAUACAACGUACAGUGACACCGUCUACAAGCAAUGGGUGCAGCAGAUCGACAGCACUGAGGGCGGCCUCGACCGCUUCUCGCAGGGCUACCGCCACUUUGGGUUCAACGUCACAGCGCAGAACGACAUUGUCUACCGCGAGUGGGCACCCAAUGCGACCUCGGCAUACCUCGUUGGCGACUUCAGUCAGUCGCUCCUCCGCUAACCUCUUCGCACCUUCUCAUUCCUUCUUUCCUGGUUGCUUCUGCUUUCGCUUGUCCUCGGAUGGUGCUGCGUCCUUUUGCGCUCCCUCGAAGCAAUGCUCGGUCUAGCUCCGCACCCAUUGGGCGUGGGCCCCCACCCUUUUCAAAAGCCGCGUCCGGGUCCGCCUCCGCCUCGGCGCAGAUUCGGCUGUUGACCAACCGCUCUGCCCUCAUAGUUGGGAGAGUGGUCCUUGGCUCGGCGCCUCCUGCCGUUCCCCUUCGCCCCUUGUUGGAGAAGGGGGUUACCCCUCACUUCUUUGACUCGUUCGCGGCGCACUAACCCCUCCCCCGCGUGAGCAGAUGGGUGGAAUCGCGACUCUCACCCGAUGAUAAAGAACGAUUACGGCGUAUUCGAGCUCACGCUUCAGGCCGUAAAAGGUCAAGCUGCAAUCCCGCACAAUUCUAAAGUCAAGGCAAGUCUUUGUGACAAGUUGAAAACCUUCCUAGUGGGCCAAGCUCUGAUCUCUUUACCGAUGGCGCGCUUUUGGACUCCUUUCUCAGAUCUCGAUGACGGCCCCGGGCAUCGAAGGGCGCAUCGAAAGGCUCCCAGCAUGGGUCAAGUGAGCUCGUCUUGCUUCACCGCUGCGCAACUGUCGAUUCACCGCGCUGAAGCCUGACCGCUCUGGUUCGCUCAGACGAGUUGUACAAGACCUCACGGUUUCCCCCGUUUACGACGCCGUGUUCUGGAACCCGCCCAUAAAGUAUCAGUUCAAGAACAAGCGGCCCCCUCAGCCCAGGGCGGUCAGAGUGUACGAGGCCCAUGGUGCGAAGAAACGAUUUUUGUGCUCAGUGUCAGGAAUCGUCAAGCACGCUGAACUAACCUAACGCUUGUUCUCUUGUGCCGUUGCUUUCGGCAUGCAGUCGGUAUCUCCACUCCCGACCCCCGGAUCGGCACUUACGACGAGUUCACUCGAAACGUGCUGCCAAGGAUUGCCAAGCUCGGUUAUAACACGAUCCAACUCAUGUGCGUGUGCCGUGCUAUCGCUGAUCGAGCACCAGCUUUGUCGCUCACACAUAUCUGCCCGCACACGGACAGGGCUAUCAUGGAGCACGCGUACUACGCCAGCUUCGGUUAUCAGAUCACUUCGUUCUUCGCCGCGAGCAGUCGAUAUGGUAUGUCGAAUGCAUUCUCGUUCGGCAGGGGACAGAACGAUGGUGCUGACAAUGCUCGCAAUUGCCAUACGACCGCAGGGACUCCUGAGCAACUGAUGGAGCUGAUUGACACCGCUCACGGCAUGGGAAUCACCGUUUUGCUCGAUGUUGUCCACUCGCAUGCCUCGAACAACGUUCUCGACGGCCUCAAUAAUUUUGACGGUUCCGACCAUCACUACUUCCAUGGCGGACCCAAAGGCAGGCACGAGCUCUGGGAUUCGUGAGUCUGUCGCAGCUGCGGUGAUGCAGUGCCGUCUGCUGAUCGAAGAGCGAAAAAUACGCUUGUUGCCUGUUCCCGCCCCUUCAGACGUCUCUUCAACUAUGGCUCGCACGAGGUCUUGCGCUUCUUGCUUUCCAACCUGCGUUUUUGGAUGGAAGAAUACCAGUUCGACGGCUUCCGCUUCGAUGGCGUGACGAGCAUGAUGUACACUCAUCAUGGCAUCGGCACGGGCUUCUCAGGCGGGUACCAUGAGUAUUUCGGGGAGAAUGUAGACACGGAGGCCGUUGUUUACAUGAUGCUGGUCGGUCUACUUUAUGAGAUUCGCCUCCGCGACAGGGCCGCACUGACGAUAUGCACUUCGCGGGCAGGCCAAUGACCUGAUCCACGGUCUGUAUCCGGGCUCAAUCACGAUCGCGGAGGACGUUUCCGGCAUGCCGGCGUUGUGUCGCACUCCGAGGGACGGAGGCAUCGGGUUCGAUUAUCGCUUGGCUAUGGCCGUGCCCGACAUGUGGAUCAAGCUGCUCAAGGAUGGACCCGGCGAUGACGGUUGGGACAUGGGAAACAUCUGUUUCACGCUCACCAAUCGUCGCCAUGGCGAAAAAAGCAUCUGCUAUGCCGAAUCGCAUGACCAGGCCCUCGUCGGCGACAAAACGCUUGCAUUCUGGCUGAUGGACAAGGAGAUGUACACCAACAUGUCCGACCUGACCGAGCUGACGGUCACCGUCGACCGAGGCCUCGCGUUGCACAAGAUGAUUCGGUGAGUUGCAUGCUCGGGCUUGCUGGCAAGGUGAGGCAUGUACCUAUCUGACUCGUCACGUCCUAACCGACCGGCAGACUAGUUACGCAUGCACUAGGAGGGGAGGGCUACCUCAACUUCGAGGGAAAGUGAGUAACUGGAGAAGGUGCUCUGGCUGUAUCACGGUGGGGACGCGCAGCUGAUCUUGGCCCACGCAGUGAAUUUGGCCAUCCCGAAUGGCUCGACUUCCCUCGCGCCGGGAACAAUGAUUCGUAUCAGUACGCUCGCCGCCAGUUCAACUUGACAGAGGAACCCCUCUUGCGUUACAGAUACCUUAACAGUUUUGAUGCCGCGAUGAACCACCUAGAGGAAAGCUACCAGUGGCUCUCGUCGCCACAGGCCUACAUUUCGCUCAAGAACGAAUCCGACAAGGUGAUCGUCUUCGAAAGGGGCAAUUUGCUCUUUGUGUUCAACUUCCAUCCUACCACCUCGUUUACCGACUACCGCGUUGGUACCGACUGGCCUGGAAAAUACGCGGUUGUGCUGAGUUCGGAUGACAAAGAGUUUGGGGGUCACGGUCGCAUCGACAAGUCGGUGGAACACUUCACAACCCCGAUGGAGUGGAACGGGCGCAGAAACUGGGUGCAGGUGAGAAACCGCUGGAAAACGAAUGGAAUCUUUCGCGUGCUCACCAUCAGCCAUGCGCAUCAGCUGUACCUCCCUUCGCGAACAGUGCAGGUACUCAAGCACUAG
Messenger RNA from Microbotryum saponariae, 3249 nucleotides. Lineage: Eukaryota; Fungi; Basidiomycota; Microbotryomycetes; Microbotryales; Microbotryaceae. The record is from the annotation of a GenBank genome assembly.